Molecule: messenger RNA, 1239 nt
Organism: Culex quinquefasciatus (southern house mosquito)
Lineage: Eukaryota; Metazoa; Arthropoda; Insecta; Diptera; Culicidae
Exons: 3
Coding region: 1-1239 (412 amino acids)
Biological process (GO): DNA integration
Molecular function (GO): nucleic acid binding
Source: RefSeq, a predicted model, not a curated record
AUGAUCAAAAAAUGGCGCGCCUCGCGCGUCGCUGCUCCAACUCUCCACACGCUCUCUACACACUGCUGCCAACGUACGAUUAACGGGCCAAGAAGCCGCGAGCGGCUCAACACGACAGCUUCCAGACGUAAAUCGAUUGGCCGACUCCAGAACUCCAACCAGCCGUACGACGUGCGCCAUCCUGUGAUCAUCCCGAAAGAACACCGGUACACGAACUUGCUGCUGUCAGAAGUCCACCUGCACGCAGGACCAACUCUGAUGAUCGCCACACCCAACCAAAGAUAUUGGAUCGUUGACUGCCAAACUGUGGUGCGUGGCUACGUUGCGAACUGCACGCGCUGCUGCAGAAUGAAAGCGAAAACCGCGACGCAGAUGAUGGGAAGCCUGCCUUCCGUACGGACGAACGCCUUGGUCGCGAGGCAAACGAAGACAACGACUGCACGAAAGGAAGAGCACCUAGAAGCCGUUUCCGACCUGUCCACGAGAGCGUUCUUGACCGCCCUCAAGCGGAUGUUCGCCCUUCGUGGGAUAAGCAGCGAGAUCUGGUCCGACCGCGGAACCAACUUCGUGAGCGCGGACCGACACAUCCGAGAGCACCUGCAGUCACCUGAGUUCAACCGAGCUGUCAACCAGUACCUGUCGGACCUCAAGGUGAAGUGGACGUUCAUCACUCCAUCCUCCCCCCACAUGAGAGGAAUCUGGGAAGCGGCGGUGAAGAGUAUGAAGAAGCACCUCCGAGUGGUGCUCGGGAACACGGCGCAGACGUACGAGGACCUUUCGACCGUCUUGACGCAGAUCGAGGCGCGCUUGAAUCCGCGUCCCUUGUGCCAGCUCUUUGCGUCGCCUGACUCGUACGAGGCCCUCACGCCGGGCCACUUUAUCAUCAACCAGCCGCUCAACCUGCUGCCGGAACCGGACAUCAGCCACAUCAAGGAAGGCCGUCUGGACAUGUGGCAACGGAUUCAGCGCCACGUCGACGAGAUCUGGGCACACUGGCGUGACGAAUACGUGGCCACACUUCAACCCCGGAACAAGUGGCAAACGGUGCAGCAGAAUCUGGAUCCGGGACAGCUGGUCCUGAUCAAGAACGAGAACACACCACCUGCGUCCUGGGAGCUCGCAAGGAUCGUCGCAACACAUCCGGACCCGUACGGCGUCGUUCGCAACGUCACCGUGCGCAGAGGAGAGAAGGAUUAUCAGCGGCCGGUGCACAAGCUGGUCCCGCUUCCGAUGGAUUGA